UGAAUAUAUGGCCAGAUAAUUUAAAUUAUGAACACGUUGAUAUUGCAAAGUGCUCGCUUGGUACAUAAGUAUAAGUAAUUGAAAUCAGGUCGUCGAUGUGCAGAGCCCUGUCAUCAAGGCACGGUCCAAGGACAAGCGCCAUUCCAGAGUCAUUGACACACAACUUCCUCGUGAGAGGAGAACACCGCCAAGUAUUGUGUUGUAUCAGAGAUGCCUGCAUCGCGUCCGUCGAAGUAACAAGGUGGUGUGCCGAACGCCUUUAUCACCCUCCCUCCGUCAGGAUCCAAACAGCCCUUAAGCCCCGAAAGGAGAGCCGCAAGGUUCCAUGAGAAGAGAUAGAUCAACUAUUACACGCUAGGCUUUCAUCAUCUAUCAUCUGUUAGCAAUGUGUACGCAUGAGUCUGAAGGAAGCAAAAU
Molecule: messenger RNA, 417 nt
Organism: Aspergillus pseudotamarii
Lineage: Eukaryota; Fungi; Ascomycota; Eurotiomycetes; Eurotiales; Aspergillaceae
Exons: 1
Coding region: 96-329 (77 amino acids)
Source: RefSeq, a predicted model, not a curated record